Monascus purpureus is the source of this 4783-nucleotide messenger RNA. Lineage: Eukaryota; Fungi; Ascomycota; Eurotiomycetes; Eurotiales; Aspergillaceae. The record is from the annotation of a GenBank genome assembly.
CACAGCUGGAGACUCGGUAUUAUCCAGAUAGUCUAACCAACCUUCUUUUUCUCUUUGCCGACCGUACCGUGCCCCCUUCGCCUUGAUCCUGCGAAAGCUCUUCUUCUUGAGUUUUUUGAUCUCGAUUCCGACUCCAACCUCGAUCAGACGAUCUCCGCUUCUCCCUGCUCACACAGCGGUUCCAGAGAACCUGAAAUUAUUUUAUCCACUGUCCUCCGCGCCCAGCAAAUGAUCUCACGGUCCAGCUGCAUUAUUCAAACCGAUCACCUAUCCCGUACAGAAGCCCGCUGACACUCCCCUCCGGUCCGGCGGGUGACCUGGAAAAGACGUUUACGUUUUCGCUUGGUUGCCUGCGGAAGAGGAGGGAGACAAAAUUUUUGUUACAACAAAAGGCAGGGCCAACGAUUCACUACCGUCUAUCGCGUUCAUUUCAGAAGUACGGAUAGGGUGUGGUAUCGCUCGAACGAACUGUCUCCAACUCUUUCGAGCUCCGCUCUUCAGAUCGAUUGCUUUCUGCCUCGUAUACUCUGCGCCGUGUGAAGAGGGAUAAUGGGGCCUACGUAUAGCUCUGAUGGUUAGUCGCAACGCUUCUCUUUGUUUUUAUUCCCCCUUGCGUCCGUUUGCGUUUUACGUUUUGUGUUCCCUUUGAGUUUGCACCGUGAGAAACCAUACCAUCAAUUACACGGCAUGGAUGGAUUCAGGAAAAUGGUUCUUUCCCCCCCUCCCCCCCUGUGAAGUUGUAACGGUUCUUGAAACCCCAUAGAUUUAGGGGGAAAUACAAGAGCAGAAGCAAAGGCAGCGGCCUACAGUGCAACAAAAGAGGUCUAGAUGAUAGAAGAUACUCAGGCACUCUGUUACUUGUGGUUGGACCUGGAUCCGCGAGCUAAGUCUCGAGUGAGAAAUUCCAAUUUCGGUUACUCCGCGUCAUGUCGACAUUGGGUGCUUUCAGUUGAGUCCUGCGAUGCAAAGCUUUGGGAAAAUCAAAAUCCUCCAUGGAUGCUCUUCUAUUUAACAUGGAAACAGCCUCACUCACUGACGCUUGAGCGCAGGCGAACUGAGUCCUUUAUCGUCACCUUUGCCUCUUGCAGAGUCGCCAGAGCCAGAACGGUUGAGUAGAGGGAAGCAGUUAGGGAGUCCAUCAAGCCGCGCCGAUGAUUCAAGACGACUCUCCAUGGAUACAAUCUCAUCCGAAUAUGACCACAUGGCAAGGUUAGUGUGCUUAUUCUCAAAUACAUGUGAUUACACGUGGUUGCCAAACUGAGACGCAUUCCGCCCCUUCUCAUUAUAGAUCGUCGAUAUUCGAGCGAGAGCACGGACUGGGGCCGACUGGACUGGACCGCAUACGCCAGCCGCAACCGACACGGGUCCUGACACUUCCCAACCUGUCAACCUCAUCCCUUAUAUCUCAGCCGGCUCGCCGUCGUUCGCUUACGCGCUCAACCUCAUCAUCGAGAGCGCCUUCCACCCACAUGUCUGCAAGCAGGAGCUCGGUGGUUUUGGAAGACCUUCAUCGGUUCCCUUCUGAAUCGUUACACUCAUUCUCUUUUGCACAGCAGUCCGAGGAAUUAUUACAGAGCAGACAGAACAUUUUGAAAAGGUCCAUUGAUUUCAUGCGUGAUCGCUUCGGAUGGGCUGCUACAAAUCCCGCUAUUGUAAAUGCGCAGGCUCGCUUAAGCGGUGAUCCUGAGAUGCAGAGUAUGAUGUACCUUCUGUCCCGGGCUAACGUCAUGGGAAAUGAAGACGGAUCUCCCCACACAGGCCCCCCCAGAGCCCCUGUUACCGGGCCCGCGGAUGUCGGCGAUGGAAACGUAUUUGACAAGGCAUUUAUUGACCACAGCUUCCCCCGAUCAGAGGCCGAGGAUUCAGUUAGGGAGCAUUCCCGCGAACAUGGCGCUGCCCCAGAACAAACAUAUUUCUUGAGUCCCAUGCCAAAGGAUGAUCAUAUAUCGCAAAGGAGGGAAAGGAAAUCAGCCCCUUCAUCCAGGCGCGUAAGCUUAAAACGUACAUACACGGAUGUCAGCUCUGUUUCCCUCCAGAGCAAGCUGAUGGAGGCUCUAGCACAACCCUAUACUACCACGGAUUCCUGCUCAUUGACGAACUCCUCUUCAACCUUGGGGUUAGGGCCCUCAGUCCCCGGACUGCAUACCCACAGCAGCAAAUGGACUCCGGUCUCGCAAGCCGUCUUUAGGACAGAAGCCAAGGCACCAUGGACAAUACUGGCCGCAAACGAUUUAUCCUGCCUAAUAUUCGGGUUUCCACAGUCGGAGAUCCGCAGGUUAAGUAUUCUAAAACUUAUACAGAAGGGGCGGAGGCAAUGGCUUGAAUCUAGACUGCUGGAUCCUCAUGCUGAUGUCGCAGCAAAGGUUCAAACUCCGUCCGAAAAGCCUCAUGCCGAUCCGACAAGCCCAAGGUCAAUAUCGUUGGGUAAAGGUAUCACUGCCCAGUUGUUAAGUAAACCAUCUUUCCGGGAAAAGGCGUCCGGUCGAGCAGGAACAGAUGAUAGUCAUGGCUCGAGUACCAGGAACAGAAAGAACACAAAUCACUCGGCCAACAAGUCACGCGGUGUCCUGCUUUGUGGCGAUGUGGUGCCCAUAAAGAAGCGAAACGGGUCAGACGGCUCGGCAAGCGUCUGGGUUAUGGAAAAACACGGCGGUCUAAUCUGGGUCAUGGAGGAAAUCACAGAAGAUGUGGCUUACAUUCAUUGCGACGAUAAACUUGAAGUCACCGAUUUCCAUGGCAACGUGGACAAGAUUUGGGGUCCAGCUAUGGUAAAGCCGGGUCUACAGAUAUCAGAGCUUUUCCCUCGCAUUCCCAAGGAUUUUCUCAGAAAUUCCGGUGGAAGGAGGCUGAAAAAGAUCGCCGAGAUGCGAUAUCUAGCCGGUCGAACAUGUUCCGGUGUCUGCAUCCCAGUGACUAUCACCGAGGAUGAGUGCACACACUGCCUUCGAGUGGCAAGUUUUCCUCAUAUUGCGGGCAUGAUGGCAUUGUCGUCGUCAACAUUGAAAGUGAUCAGUUCUAACUCCGUUUUUUCCUCGGCUCUAUUUGGGCAAGAGCAGCCCAAAGGACUUCACAUCACUGAAUUGAUACCAGGAUUUGACAAGCUACUCCGUGUGCUUAUCGAGGAAGACCAGGUUCCUCUAACCGACGGCAUAGUAGUCCCUGAGCAAAGCUUUCGAAGGGCACGAACGCUUUUAGUCAUCCGAGAGGGCAAUGCUCCUGCUGCGUCGAUUUUUGCGGAACCACCUGGACUUCGGGCGCGCCAUCGCGAUGGUUCGACUAUUGCAGUAGACGUACAGCUUCGGGUAGUUAAGAGUGGGACGAUAUUCGCAAACGAUCAGCCAAGCCAGUGCUCAGACGACGCGGUAUCUGUAACUGAGCUCGUCUAUGCCUUAUGGAUCACCUAUUCCCGACAUAUUCACGCGGCUGGGUCAGCUACUGAUCUACCAUCAAGCCCCCCAGCUGCGCCAUCCCCUCGUCGUUCUGAGUCACCUAGCGCAGUGAAGCCUGUGGAGGUGCAAGCGCAAUCUACCUUGAGCCAGCAACUCCGCGAAGCAGCAUCGGAACCCCUCAUGGAGAAAGCGCCGCAACCGAUAGCUGAAUCUACAAUAAAGAAGGCAACAAAAAAGGAGCCACUCGAGCGGAGGAAGAGGACGAUCGACGACUACGUGAUCCUCGAAGACAUGGGGCAAGGGGCGUAUGGACAAGUGAAACUCGCACGUCUUAAAAGCAAUCCAGCGAAGAAAAUGGUCUUGAAAUACGUCACAAAGAAGAAGAUUCUGGUCGACACGUGGACGCGUGAUCGCCGUCUGGGCACCGUUCCGUUGGAGAUCCAUGCCAUGGACUAUCUCCGCCGGGAUGGUCUGAAACAUCCGAAUAUCGUGGAGAUGGAAGGGUUCUUCGAAGAUGACAUCAAUUACUACAUCGAGAUGACACCGCACGGUCUUCCCGGAAUGGACCUGUUUGAUUACAUUGAGCUCAAAGCGAACAUGGAGGAAUCUGAAUGUCGGAACAUCUUCCGACAGGUUGCCGAUGCGAUCCAUCAUCUCCACACGAAGGCGCUAGUUGUUCAUCGCGAUAUCAAGGACGAGAACGUGAUCUUGGACGGCGAAGGCCGGAUUAAGUUGAUCGAUUUCGGAAGCGCUGCCUAUAUAAAGAAUGGCCCGUUCGAUGUGUUCGUGGGAACGAUUGACUAUGCUGCUCCUGAGGUUCUGCAGGGUAAGCCGUACCGGGGCAAGGAGCAGGAUAUCUGGGCCCUGGGCAUCCUUCUCUACACGAUCGUCUACAAGGAAAACCCGUUCUACAAUGUUGACGAGAUUCUGGACCAUCCCCUUCGGGUUCCGUACCUGCCGUUCUCGGAAGACUGCAUCGACCUUAUUAGAAAGAUGCUCGAUCGAGACGUUGACAACCGCUUGACCAUUGGUGAAGUGAUGGAUCAUCCAUGGAUGACAAGCAACUGAACUGGGGAAAAUAAUGUGCGAAGUUGGAACGGUUGCGUCUCUCGCUGUAGCAGACAGACUACCACGACAGCUUUUUUGUUUUGGACGAAUAACGUGGUUCUAGACGAAUUUGCGAUGCAAUGCUUUUCCUUGUGAUGACAUUCGGAUGAUGGAAAAUAACGGAGCAUAUCAAGCAGAGAGAUAUAUACUUUUUUAUGUUUGUUUGAACGAACUACUUGUAUUAAUUCUACCAUUUUUGCUGUCACUCAACAGCGGUGUGGAAGGCGAUUUCUGCAUUUCAUGGAACUGGUUGUUUAUUUUGUUAUAUAUGGGAUACCUUGAUUUUU